UACGUCCUUACGUGUCUGCAUCUUUAUUUCACCCUGUAUCCCCGUGUUCUUUAUAUCUAAAAAAAUAGUACUCGUAUUGAAUUUUUGACCCAAAUCCCCACAUUUAUAUCUCCAGGAGUAAUCUUAAGGAUGACAGAUUGUGAUGUCGAAGCAUUACAGAAGGAAGUGGAUGCUCAUGUAUUAUUUCCGCCAGAAUCAGAUUUUUCCAAGGUGUGUUCUUGUGACGAAUGUUCUGCGAAGGUGAAGGUUCUUAAGGAAUUUGAGGCAGAUUUACGGGAUAAGCAGAAUCGUGUCUUGGAACUUAUAGACCAACAGGACCCAGAUCUUAUGAACUGUAUAGCCCUUGGUGCUGCCUCUUAUUGGACGAGAAGCCUGUUGGAUCGUCUUCAUCGUGAGCUUGAACUACUAUACGAGAAGUCAGGAGCCUCAAGGACGCUCAAAAGAAGUAAAUCUGAACAGGAGCUGAUAGAUGUAUCUUUUCAAAUCAGUAAUAUGCUAAUAGAUAAUAAGCUGUUAGAUAAAAUUGACCCUGUGGAGAUAAGUGGGGCCAAGUAUUCUGAUGAUCGUCCUCUUGCUUGGGAAAUAAAGAGUGGGUAUGUCUGGUAUGGGGAUACCAGAUUUAAGAAUGCUGCUUUUGAAAUUAUUAAGAAGAUUGAAGAGAUCGAAAACCAUCAUGAGAAUGACAAGAAAUCUGCUCAAGAAGAAGAAAGAUCUCUGGACCCUUCAAUAUCUAAGAAGCACAUAGAUGACCAAAUAAUGCUUUUAAAGAAGCUGCCUGUUGGUCAACUGCACCAUGAUUGUCAAAAGUUUGUUCCAAAAGUUGCUCGGGCUUUAAAAGCAGACAAUGAUAUCAAUUCCAUUUAUCGUACUAUGAUUAUAAUUAGGAGGCUCUUUUGGAAGAAAUAUCAAAUGAUUGAUUCCUCCACAAGCAACACCAAUGAACAGAGCCACAGUUGGAGUGGGUUGAAAUUAACUCUCGAGUUAUUGGCGGAGCAGGCUAAUUCGUUUCGAGAGUUAUGGGAUAAAGAGUAUGACCAACACUUUGGCCCAUAUGAAGGAUCAGACUCCAAAAAGCAGAAGACGAACCACUGAGUAAGAGCCUGGUGGAAGAAUGCAUGAUGCACGGUUUGAAAAGCAUGUUUUAGGUCUCAAUGCAUUCUUCUUUAUUAUGAAUAUGAUGUGAGGUGCAAGAGUCUGGCCAUACAGAACCUAUCCAUCAAAAACUACAAGUAUGAUGUUGUAAAUUAUUAAGAAAACAAAGCAGUUAUAACUUAUAAAUAUAAAAUUUACUCUGUAUAAAAUACUUAUCCAAUAAACUGUGUUUAGGACUUGAUGGUUUCCGAGUAACUCGGCCAGUCAAACUAUGUAUACUGAGUUCUUCAUCUAUAAUAGAGAUGACAUUUUCCC
Messenger RNA from Cuscuta epithymum, 1407 nucleotides. NCBI's taxonomy places the organism in Eukaryota, Viridiplantae, Streptophyta, Magnoliopsida, Solanales, Convolvulaceae. The record is from the annotation of a GenBank genome assembly.